This is a messenger RNA of Arachis duranensis, 615 nucleotides long. RefSeq lists its product as uncharacterized. The coding region runs from base 1 to 615 and encodes 204 amino acids. The record is from RefSeq and is a predicted model, not a curated record. NCBI's taxonomy places the organism in Eukaryota, Viridiplantae, Streptophyta, Magnoliopsida, Fabales, Fabaceae. The transcript has a single exon.
AUGCAUGCCAAGGAUGCUUCCAAGGUGGAUCCGUUGAUGAGAGGUAUAUGUCUAAUUGGUGACAAGUCCUUAGUUGCAUUAUAUGAUACUGAAGCUUCGUAUUCGUUUAUUUCAUUUGCUAAAGUUGAGGAAUUAAGCUUGAAAGUGUUAGAGGUACCUUUUGAUCUGCAUGUACAUACUCCGCAUCAAACAGUUAUGACUAGCUUAGGUUGUAGACAAGUAAGUUUCAAGCUUAAGGGUAGAGACUUUGUGCACAAUUUGAUCUGCUUACCAAUGGUGGGGAUAGAAAUAAUUUUAGGGUUUGAUUGGUUGUCAAAGAAUCCGAUUUUGUUGGAUUGCUUUGAACGGACUAUUCGGUUUAUGCUGGAAGGAGAAAAUGGAGCAGUGGUAGCUACGGGGUAUUACCUGAACUCUGUAAUGGUGCAUUGUAGUAGGGAGGAGUGUCAGGGUUAUAUUUUGUUGGUUGCUAGUGCGUUGGGUGAUGCCCAGAACUUAGAUCGGAUACCGGUGGUUAGAGAUUUUCUAGAAGUGUUUCCGGAAGAUAUCCCUGAGUUCCCACCUCAAAGGAAAAUUGAAUUUGCGAUUGAAUUGGUGCCGGAGCCAGACCAUUGUUGA